Fomitopsis serialis is the source of this 3073-nucleotide messenger RNA. RefSeq lists its product as uncharacterized. The transcript is spliced from 11 exons. Gene Ontology annotation, molecular function: catalytic activity; phosphatidylinositol binding. Lineage: Eukaryota; Fungi; Basidiomycota; Agaricomycetes; Polyporales; Fomitopsidaceae. The record is from RefSeq and is a predicted model, not a curated record. The annotation marks the transcript as partial. Gene Ontology annotation, biological process: cell motility.
GGACGUCGUCUGCCAUAUCUCCUCCGACUAUCUUGUCUCUCGUUUGACUGUGCUGUAUGUUAUUUCUCUGAUACUUGCUGCAUAACGAUUGUCCCCUGCAUCUUGACGGCCAUCUUCGUGUGUAGCAGCAGCUGUCGUCGCGAUGGCUAGCAUCGCACGACCUCCGCACACCCUCGUCGACAUCGUUCAUGAUGCCGUGGAACACCGUCUACAGGACCACGAGGCAGACCAGGACCUUCCAGAGCAUCCUCUAACACCGCCUCUUGGCAACACUGACCAAGCCGAGCGGCUUGUGAAUCCUGAAGCGGUCCAAGGCAACGAGAAUGAGCAACCGCCGCCACAUGAGCACGGCGAAGCAGACCCGACUGCGGUUUCGCAGGUCCAGGAGGCCUCUCGUCGAACGGACUCACCAGAAGAAGACGACGAACCCCCAUCUCCGUUGAUCUCGCGUGAGCAGGCCAAGCAUAGGCGGCGGCGGUCGUCACUUUCCGGUGUUCGUCUGCCACCUCCCAACACCCCUUCUGGACGCACAGGUCCCCCUCGGUCGAUCUCGCGGAGCUACUCACUCUCACAGCCCGGUGGCUUUGAUUCACGUAUCCACCAAAAGCGUGCGUCGGAGCCCCACGGACCGCCUGGGGAGGACGAGGACGAAGGUCCUGACCGCACUUGUGACUUUCGUACCACCAUUCCUUUCCGGGAUGCCAUGCAGUACCAGGAUCCGCAUCAGCGCGAGCGCGAACGCCAGAGGGCUGAGAAAAUGGCCAGAAGACGCGAUAGCGCCGCUGGCCAUGAUAUUUGGAACGCGAUGAAGAAGCGGCUGGACACGCCGCGAGAGGAACAAUCCCAUUUUCGUUGGCUGGUUGAAGGCGGCGAGGAAGACAAGGAACAGCGUUCUGAGGUCAAGGACAAGGGCAGGGCAGAGGAAGGCGUGGAACCGGAGGCGAACGAGAAACAUGACAAGGUCGGGAGCCCUACCGUGGACCCCAGCACACCGCAAGCGUCCGGCAGUCCGUCUAGCUAUCACGCUCGGCAUUCACGGUCUAUGCCGCACAUCCAGCGCAGCCAGUCUGAACAACAUCCGAACGUCGCUCCGAAGUGGAAUCGGCUGCGCUCCCUCAUCCCACAGAUUGCAUCCCAGAACAAGAGCCAUCAGCCGGCUCAGGCAUCCGCGGUAGUCCCGCAGUCGGUGAACAUUACCGACGAGCUGAUCGCAGGGGGCUUGUCCGCGCUCGUCCUAAGACUAUGGUUUGAACGCGACGAGCGAGACCAUAGGCGCGUGCCCAUCCUCUUCCACCGCUUGCGCAUUCGCGUCAGUGAUAGCUUGCACCCGCUUCACGGCAACAAGGCCGUCUUUCGCAUCGAGUGCGAGUACGCGAACGGUGCCGUGCGAUGGGUGGUGUAUCGACAGCUGCGCGAGUUUUUGUCGCUUCAUGCUCAUUACGCCGUCUCGAACGCGUAUUUCCGCAACGUGGACACACUGCCAGACUUUCCCAUGAUGAGCCUACCCUACUUCAAGUUCUUGAAAGAGCGGGGGCGAGACGUCGGACGAGCUGACUUUGCACGCUUGCAACGUGAAGCGCUCGAGAACUACCUGAUUGGCCUUAUACGCGCAGUCAUGUGGCACCCGUCUGCAAACCGUCUUGCAGGUUUCCUUGAAAUUAGCUCCCUUAUGGUGUCACUUGCGCAGUCGGGCGGCGCCCAGUACAAAGCAGGUAUGCUACGAAUCGAGGCCAUAGGCAACAAGGGUAGUCUCGGGCGUCGAGCGACCUCCUGGCGUGAGCGGAAGACGCCGAAGUGGUGCUCAGUGCGGGACAGCUAUCUAGUCGUGCAUGAAGAGAUCGGAGAGCUAACCGUUUGGGACGUCUUCUUGAUCGACACCGAGUUCAAGAUCGAGCGACCGACGCGAUAUUACCGACAGGGUCUGAACCUUCUCCAGCACUUCGAAGGCGAUCAUCCAGAAGAGGUGCAGCCAAUAGGACACGAAGGCGCCAUGGUCGAGCGCCCCGAGCCGCAUCAUCCACACACCUGGCACAAGAUGGGCUCGAUCAAAAGUCAUAUCGAGAAGGUCCUCCAUAUUCAUCAUCAUAACCCUGAGAAGUCCCGGUCUGCGUCGAACGUCAACGAGAAACAGGCGAACGGGAACGGGGAUGCCCAUCAUGGCGAUGGCCAUGCCGAUACCGAUCCAGGGCACCACAGACCGUCUGCGUCCACCGCUUGGAGAUCGUCGACAUCGUCCUCUUCGAGACCGGUAACACCCAUGCUGGAUCCGUCGACGAACACCAACCCAUUGCUAGGACCAGAAGAUCUCGAUGAAUACAAGCACGACGAGCAGGAGGUGAACAACAAGAAGCGGCUGAGGGCGAACGAGGUGUCGAAACAUACCUUCUACGUCGAGAAUUCUCAGAUGCGACUCAAGCUCUAUGCCAAGAACGAGCGUCAGAUGCUUCAGUGGAUCGCCGCGCUCGAGCGAGUUGCCAGGGAUUGUCACUACACGGGCAAGAACAGAUUCGACAGUUUUGCCCCCAUUCGUCUCAAUGUUGCAGCACAAUGGCUGGUCGAUGGCCGUGACUACUUUUGGAACCUUUCUCGUGCUAUACUGCUGGCGACGGAGAGUAUCUACAUUCAUGAUUGGUGGCUAUCUCCCGAGCUUCAAAUGCGUCGGCCCGGGAUGCCUAAGUAUCGCCUGGACAAUCUCCUUGAACGUAAAGCGAAAGAAGGUGUCAAGAUCUACAUCAUCCUCUACCAAGAGGUGUCUAAUAGGACUACACCGACCGACAGCAAUUAUACUAAGCAGAGGCUUACAGCGCUACACCCCAAUAUCAUGGUCCAACGGUCGCCAUCGCAUUUUAUGACGGGCACCUUCUAUUGGGCGCAUCACGAGAAGAUGUGCGUGAUAGAUCAAGCCAUAGCGUUUAUGGGAGGCUUCGAUCUGUGUUUCGGACGGUGGGACACGCCGCAACAUGUUAUCAUCGACGAUCCGGAGGGCACCCCAGACGCAUCCGAACAGAUCUGGCCUGGUAUGACUCUAUCGUGGAUGCUGUAUCGGGUGUUAAGUGUUCUACAGGAAAAGACU